UAAAUACCGGGCAGAGGGGAAACAGUGAAGUUAAAGUGGACAAGCUGGGGUCAAACUUUUAGGCCUUUUUGGGGAAGAUAUAAAAGCUGGGUGUGUAACUCUCAAAGUGUGUGUAGGUAAGCUAAGCCGUCUGUGGAUCAAGAUGAAGUUUAGCGGCGUGCUGGUGUGUGUGUUAUUCAUUUGGGUUGAAGGGUCCUGGGCUGACACACCUGCCAACUGCACCUAUGAGGACCUGCAGGGGACCUGGGUGUUUAAGGUGUCCAAAGGUGGGCACGACAAGACCAUUGACUGCUCAACUCAAGCCACAGAUGCGAGCACGGUGACGGUGACCCUGCAGAAACUAUCUGUAGCCACAGACGAGCUGGGGAACACCGGCUUCUUCACCCUCAUCUACAACCAGGGCUUUGAAGUGGUCAUCAAUGGGUAUAAAUGGUUCGCCUUCUUCAAGUACACUCAGGAUGGCGAGAAGGUUACCAGCUAUUGUGACCAGACCAUGACCGGUUGGGUCCACGAUGUCCUGGGAAACAACUGGGCCUGUUUCGUUGGGAAGAAAACGACGCCAGUAGCACCCCGAACUGACUCCAAACCAGUCUACAACAGCAGGCUGCUGCAGAUGCCAUACAAACACAACCUGGACAUCAUAGACGCCAUCAACUCAGUUCAGCGCUCCUGGAAAGCUGUGCCUUACCCAGAGCAUGAGACGUACACUCUGCAGGAGCUGCACCAGAGAGCAGGAGGGCCGGCUUCUCGUAUUCCCAAGCGCGUUCGUCCCAUGCCUGUGAACGCCGAUGUAGCCAAGAUGGCGGCAGCUCUACCGGAGCGCUGGGACUGGAGAAACAUGGAUGGCGUCAGCUUCGUCAGCCCGGUGAGAAACCAAGCAUCAUGUGGUAGCUGCUACUCCUUUGCCUCCAUGGGAAUGCUGGAGGCUCGUCUCCGAAUCCUCUCUAACAACACCGAGGCUCCUGUCCUCAGCCCACAACAGGUGGUCUCCUGCUCUAAAUAUUCUCAAGGUUGCGACGGUGGCUUCCCGUACCUGAUUGGGAAGUACAUCCAGGAUUUCGGCAUUGUGGAUGAGUCAUGUUUCCCAUAUAUCGCGAAGGACUCUCCGUGUGGCAUUCCUAAAAACUGCGGCCGCAUUUACACCGCAGAAUACAACUACGUGGGUGGGUUUUAUGGCGGCUGCAGUGAGAGUGCCAUGAUGUUGGAGCUGGUCAAGAAUGGACCCAUGGCCGUGGCGUUUGAGGUUUAUCCCGACUUCAUGCACUACAAGGAGGGCAUCUACCACCACACAGGCCUCGGUGACCCCUUCAACCCCUUCGAGCUGACCAACCACGCCGUGCUGCUGGUGGGGUACGGCCGCUGCCACAUGACCGGACAGAAGUACUGGAUCGUCAAGAACAGCUGGGGUACCACCUGGGGCGAGGACGGCUACUUCCGAAUCCGCCGCGGAAGUGACGAAUGUGCCAUUGAGAGCAUUGCAGUCGCAGCCAAACCCAUCCCCAAACUGUAGAGGGGGUAAACUCGGGAUAGGAGAGGAGGGAGAGGAGAUGUGCUGAAUGAGUCUCAAUGCAAUUCAAAUUAAUUUUUUUUUUUUUUUGCCAUACCUAGCUUAGCGGUUGUCAAUGUAUGCUUGAGAGUUUUUUAAAAUUGAAAGCUGCAACAGAGCAUUGAAGAGCAAAUCCAAAGUCUUUAGGGCAGCCCUUUUUUUAUAUUGGGAGGGAGGAGAAUUUGGGGCAGAAAGCAUAACUCCCAUGCAUUCAGAAAAAUCCCCAGAUAUCAGCAGGCAAAGAUCUCCUAUCGUCUGAUAAUGAGAGACUACUUCCUCCCCAAUCCAACACGUAAAAUUAGCAGUAUUUCAAAUUUCCAUAUGAAUGUGAAAUGAACUUUAAAAAGGGAAAUAUACCAAAAUUUAAAAAUAAACAAGUUAUUCCUUCAAUCAAAUAAUAUGCACAUUAUUUGAUUGAAGGCCAAAACUAGGGAAUUGAAAUCUGAUAUAUGUAAAAUGAGCUGUCAAAUGUUUACAAUAGCGGAGCCAAAUCAUUUCAUUGGAUGGCCUUAAACUGAUAGAUUGAUUGAAAAACCCUCAUGUGUAGGAGUUUGCUUUUUUUUUGGCAGCCAAAACCUCACCUACGCUGCGUCUGUGCUUGCUCAGUGAAGCCGAGAGGGAAUUGGGAUUAAUGUUAACGAGGGGCAGGACCCAGUGAAAGGUUUUUAUUAACACCCAGUCAGACAUAUAGGCUAAUAUAGUCCUACAGGAGUUAAAAGUUUUUUAAAAAAGGGACAUUUUAAUCAAUUUUUUUUAAAGUACUGGUAGUUUACAGCUGCUCAAUGUUGAUUUGAAUCAUAGGGAAGCAGUUUUAAUGCCUUUUAUUCUUAUUUUAUUAUCACAUCUGUCUAGCUGAAUUUUACCAUAUUAGUUCACUUGCUUUAAUUUCUUUCAUUUGUCCUCAUUUUUCUUUUUUCUUUUUUCUUUUUCUUUACAUGCACUGAUUAUUUGUUUAUGAACAGUUAAGUUCAGGCUGGAGCUGCCAAUAUAAACGUGGAAAUCAAAUGGUUUGGUACGUGCUGUGCUGUGCUGUGCUGUGACAAAUUGUAAAAAAAAUCUCAUUGUUACAUUUUUAAAAAGGGAAUUUGGAAACUGAAGAAUCAUGUUUUUGUGUUUUUGUGUUUAGUGAAUUGCAGGACCUUGAUUCUUUGUCUCAGGGAAGAACCGUGAAAAAUUGUAAUAUCUUCUGUCGUCACAACAAGAUUAAGACUUAACUGCCACGCUCCUCCAGAAGGGAAUGAUGUAUAUUCCUGUAGAGGGUUUGAAUCAAGUAAUAAAGAGAUGAAACUGAUUGUUGUGCCUUUUUAUUCUGCCUCCCAUCCUUUUACCCGUAUGAUGUCAUGAUGUCUUUUUCCCUCCUUACUCCGUUCCUUCCUUCCUUCCUCCUUUCCUCCCUCCCUCCAUCCCUCCCUCCUUCCUUCCUUCUCUCCUAAAUUCCUUCUUCUUUUCAUCCUUACU
This is a messenger RNA of Scomber japonicus (chub mackerel), 3004 nucleotides long. It is a transcript of the gene ctsc, whose product is annotated as cathepsin C. The transcript is spliced from 8 exons. The record is from RefSeq and is a predicted model, not a curated record. Bases 143 to 1510 code for a protein of 455 amino acids. Gene Ontology annotation, molecular function: cysteine-type endopeptidase activity. Gene Ontology annotation, cellular component: lysosome. Lineage: Eukaryota; Metazoa; Chordata; Actinopteri; Scombriformes; Scombridae.